CCGUAAUCCAAUCAGUAGUACAAACGGCGGCCUGCCAGGCCUGGAUACCUGUGCUUUAAAGGGCAAGAGACCCGACUAUACCGCCCUGUGCACUAGUGUUAUUUCAUGUAAUGCAGAAGUUAUCGCUUUGAAAACCAAGGAACCUCCUUGAACCAUCUGAUAUCAUGGAUGAGACCAAAGCCAACAUGAUGAUCACAGAGAUUAUUGUAAAGCACGCGCUUGAGAUUGUUUUCCUGCUGACUGGAGACCAAUAUAACGUAGUGAAGAUAAAAGACGAAAAUCCAUCGUUUGACAGUAUUCCUUCAAAAGCUGCCUGCGCAACACAAACUGUCUCCGUGGAGCCUUCAGAUAAUGUGGUUCUGCCUGGGAAAAAUUACACGAAGACACAAAUAGCAGAUAAGAUUGUGAAACACGCCUCUAAUAUUAUUCAUCUGCUCAGUGGAGAGAUACCUAUCAGGUACGACAAUAUUGCCAUGUACUUUACCACAGAUGAGCUACAAUAUUUGGAAGAACAUAGAGAUUUAUACAAGGACAUAAUGGAUGAUUACCAAAACAACAGCUCACAAGGAACUUGUUUAAUCAGAAAUGAAGACAAAAGAAAAAUAUCUUCCAUGGCUGUUCAAUUAGAUGACCCUAACAAGAUUAUCCAGAGCAGAAAUCCAACCAAUAUCGAAGAAGUAAAGGACUAUGUAUGUAUUAAAGACAAUGGAGAAAUAGUUCCUAUUGCUUUCCAAUUAGAAGAUCCUAGCAAGGCUAUCCAGAACAGAGAUCCAGUCAUUAUCCAAGAAGUAAAGGAAUAUGUAUGUAUUAAGGACAACGGAGAAAUAUCUCCCAUGGCUUUUCAAUCAGAAGAUCCUAGCAAGAUUAUCGAGAACAGAGAUCCAACUAUUAUCCAAGAAGUAAAGGAAUAUGUAUCUAGUGAGGAUGAAGACCCUAGCAGUAUUAUCCAGAACAGAGAUCCAACCAUUUUUCAAGGCUCAAAGGACUAUAUAUGUAGUGAGUGUGGGAGAGGUUUUGACGAUAAGAGAGACUGUAUUAAUCACAUGAGAGGUCACCUAGAAGAGAAACCACUACUUCAAAGGAUAACCGCUGGCGGAAAACCCUUUGUUUGUGAUGAUUGCGGAAAAAGUUUUAUAACUCGUUAUUUUCUAAGUAGGCAUCAGAAGAGUCACACGGGUGAAAUUACUUGUCCCGAAUGUGGAAAAUCUUUUAUUAACCACUCAGCGCUAGCCAAGCACAGCAUAAGUCAUACAAAAGAAAAACCAUUUAAACCAUUUCCGUGCUCAGUAUGCGGUAAACUCUUCAGUCAGAAAUCAUCACUUGUGAUACACAUGAGGAUACACACAGGUGAAAGACCUUUCUCGUGCUCUCAUUGUGAUAAAUCCUUUAGCUCUAGCUCAGCACUUGUUAACCAUGAGAGAAUACACACAGGAGAGAAACCAUAUUCUUGCAAGAUGUGCGGAAAAUGUUUUCCUAACCCAUCAAAUCUUUAUAAUCACCAAAAAAUGCAUACAUCACCGGGACAGUUUGCUUGCACUGUUUGUGACAAGCGAUUUCAUUACAAAUCUCAUUUUCUUAGACACCAACACAAACAACUUGCAUUGAAGGGACAUUAAAUUCAUUUUUUAUUUUAUUUUUUAAAUUAGAUGUUACUGUGCUGAAAAAAUGUAACGAUUUUUGUUCUUAUUAAUGUGGGGUGUGUCAGUCUUCACCAAUAAAGCUGUAGGAUUCCUUAUUAGCCAAUCACCUUCUAUCACAGAUACCAACUGUAUAUUGAUAUGCAUUUCCUUUUAAUUUCAACAUAAAAGAAAGCUUUAAUUUAAAGGGACAUGUAACUUAUAUUUUUUUAUUUCAUGGUUCAGACACAAAAUGCAAUUUUGAACAUCUUUCAGAUUUACUUCUAUUAUCUAAUUUGUUUUAUUCUCUUGCUAUUUUUUGUUGAAAACUAUGCCUAAGUAUGAUCAGGAGCAGUAAUGCAUUACUGGGAGCUAGCUGCUGAUUGGUGGUGGCACACAUUUGCCUCACGUCAUUGGCUCUCCUGAUCUGUUCAGCUACCUCCUAAUAGUGCAUUGCUGCUCCUUCAAUUUAUUAUUAUUAUUUAUUUAUAAAGCGCCAACAGAUUCCGCAGCGCUGUCCAUGGGUACAAAGAUAAAAGUACAGUACAAUACAAUAUAAAGGCCACCAGACAAAGUCUAACAAACAAAUACAGGGGGAAUUGAGGGCCCUGUUCCCGUGGGAACUUACAAUCUAGAUGGGUAGGAGGGUGAGAAACAGGAGGUGGGGACAGCAAAGGUGAGAAUGAUGUUAGUGUGUAGUUACAUUAGGGCAGCUGGAAUUCAUUUGUUACUGAUUUGGAGAUAGACUUCCCUGAACAAAAAGGUCUUUAGGGAGCGUUUAAAGGAGGACAGACUAGGAGAAAGUCUGACAGCUCGAGGAAGUGUGUUCCAGAUGGUUGGUGCCGCAUGAGAGAAGUCCUGUAGUCUAGCAUGGGAGGAGGUGAUGGUAGAAGAUGCAAGGAGCAGGUCAUUGUUGGAUCUUAGGGGCGGGCUGGAGUAUAUUUGUUGAUGAGUGAGGACAGGUAGGGGGGCAGCAUUGGUGAGGGCUUUGUAUGUGAGGGUGAGAAUUUUGCUGUUAAUGGGGAGCCAGUGAAGGGACUCACAGAGAGGUGCAGCAGAUACAGAGCGUUGGGAGAGGUGGAUUAGCCUAGCAGAGGCAUUUAGGAUGGAAUGAAGAGGGGAAGAAAAUGAAGCACGUUUUAUAAUAGAAGUAAAUUAGAAAAUUGUUUAAAAUGGUAUGUUCUGUCUGAAUCAUAAAAGAAGAAUUUGGUGUUGUAUGUCCCUUUUACUUCUUCAUACAAAUAAAUAUAUUUUAACAUGUUUUUUUCAUAUGCAUGAUAGAACUUUGUUGGUUGAAUGUUCCUUUCAUUUCUUUUUAGUUGUGUUCCACAUUUGUUUAACCUAAUUAGGUGAUUUGUUUGCACAGAAGUUCUUAGGGGAUUCUGGGUAAGGAUAUGCAAAUUGGGUUCACUGUUGCUCCUAAAGCGCAUUUCCCCAUAAUCUAAACCAUUUAACACUAAUUAAAAGUUCAAGCUUAUAGCCAUACUACCUUGGUGCUUGUAACAUAAAUAUGCCACAUCAUAGGCAGAAGAGGAGUAUUCGUUUUACAGUUAAAGGGACAUUCUGGUCAAAAUUUAAAUGCACAUAGAUGAAUUACAUCUUUACAUAGAAACAUAUUUGCAAUAUACAUGCAUUGGCAAAAAUGCUUCUAGUAAAAGUUAUCACUGUUUUAGUGUUAACAUUUUUCUCUGCACGUGCAUGUGAAGGAUAGCUAGAUAUUCUCAGUGCACAAGCAUUUUAAAAACUGCAGCUGCUCAGAGUUCCAGUGGGGCUUGUAUUAUGUCAGCAAUUAACAAAUUGAGUAAUUACCAGAUGGUACGAGCAACUUAGGCGCUCUGGGCAAGUGCUGUAUUUAAAAUGCUGGUGCACAGAGCAUACUUAAAUACAAAAAUGCGUCUAUUCAUAACUGAAAUGAACCCAUAUGCAUUUUAGUUUUGGCUGGAAUGUUACUUUAAGCCUCACUUUAUAUGACUGAUGAAAUACCCCCACCCAGCAGCAAGUCGCAUCUUCCUUCUUAUCCUAUAGAGCUGGGGACAAACCAUUAACCAUCAAGAUUCUAAUUGUUCAUUUCAUGUUGAUCUUAAAGUCCUAGUACAGAGCACUUUGAUUUUAACCUCCACCUCUAGAAUUUGUAGACUACCAGCAGCGUUUCUGGAGACUUCAAUUUCAGACAUGGCCAUCUAGAAUGAAUGCAGUCACAAAAAAGGAGUCAUCAUAUUUAAAGAAACUGGUCCUCUAAAGGCUAAAUACAUGUAUAUGCAUACAUUUAACCAAUUUUAAGUGAAAGGAAAUAACCAUGUAUAUGCAAAGCAUUUACCUGAUUGGUGCAUUUGUAAUUGUCUCCCUGGGCAGUAACACUUUAUAGAAAAAUGUGUACAGUGGCAAAAUAAAUGUAAUAUAAUUGAAAAGGCUGCUGAAAGGACAGGAAAACAUGUAUUGGAUAUCCCUGAAUAAGCUGCUAGAGGAUAGUGAAACGCGUUGCAAUAAUUGUAUGCCAAUAUUGGGAAAAGAGUGAUGCUGAAAAAGAUAGCCCCUUCGUAUUUACUAACCUAAACUGAGGAUUCUGACCACCACUAUAUGUACCCACAGUUUGGCAUUUCUAUGUUUGUAAUUCUUUAUUUUAUUGUAAUAAAUCAUUUUAAACAUA
Bombina bombina (fire-bellied toad) is the source of this 4263-nucleotide messenger RNA. RefSeq names its product zinc finger protein 391. Lineage: Eukaryota; Metazoa; Chordata; Amphibia; Anura; Bombinatoridae. Gene Ontology annotation, biological process: regulation of transcription by RNA polymerase II. The record is from RefSeq and is a predicted model, not a curated record. The coding region runs from base 165 to 1616 and encodes 483 amino acids. The transcript has 5 exons. Gene Ontology annotation, molecular function: RNA polymerase II cis-regulatory region sequence-specific DNA binding; DNA-binding transcription factor activity.